Messenger RNA from Gopherus evgoodei (Goodes thornscrub tortoise), 1182 nucleotides. RefSeq names its product putative olfactory receptor 52P1. Bases 226 to 1182 code for a protein of 318 amino acids. Gene Ontology annotation, molecular function: olfactory receptor activity; G protein-coupled receptor activity. The record is from RefSeq and is a predicted model, not a curated record. Gene Ontology annotation, biological process: G protein-coupled receptor signaling pathway. NCBI's taxonomy places the organism in Eukaryota, Metazoa, Chordata, Testudines, Testudinidae. Gene Ontology annotation, cellular component: membrane. The transcript is spliced from 3 exons.
CCUUGUUACCAAACACAUUCCCCAAAGAUAACAGGAACACGCUGACCCAUCUUAAGGAUAAGGUCAGGACGACAGCAUAAUGGACCAACCUGUACAAGCGUAUUGACAUACAUUUUAAAUCGUGGACACUAUAACUGCACACAGGAUUCCAGCAGUGGUCGCAUCAGUGCCCAAUACAAAGGCACCUUGAGCAUUUCUGAGCCUGACUGACACAUCGACCACCUCAUGGCAGCUUUCAACCUCACGCCCUUUGACCCUUCAACAUUCAUCCUAAUGGGCAUCCCUGGCCUGGAAGAUGCUCAUGUCUGGAUUUCCAUCCCAUUCUUUAUGCUCUACGUUAUUGGCCUGUUGGGAAAUUUCAUGGUUCUGUUUGUUGUGGGAAAAGAGCAGACCCUGCACAAGCCGAUGUACCUGCUGCUCUGCAUGCUGGCACUCACAGAAAUCGGCACGUCUACCUCUGUUGUGCUGAAGGCACUUUGUAUAUUUUGGUUUAAUUUGAAAGGUAUUACUUUGGGUGGCUGUCUCACCCAGAUGUUCUUCUUUCAUGCAGGUACUGUGAUGCACUCAGCCAUCCUCGUGACAAUGGCCUUUGAUCGCUAUGUUGCCAUAUGUAACCCUCUGAGAUAUGCCACCAUCCUCACCAAUGCACGAAUAGCUAAGUUAGGGCUAGUGGGUUUGAUAAGAGCUGUUUUCUUUGUUCUGCCCCUGCCCCUGCUCCUGAUCAGGCAGCCAUUCUGUGCCAACCACAUUAUCCUCCAUACAUUCUGCGACCACAUGGCUGUGGCCAAAAUGUCUUGUGGGGACAUCACAAUCAACAGGAUGUACGGCUUGGUAAUACCAUUUGUAGUCAACGCGUUAGACCUGACACUCAUUGGCCUCUCCUAUGGUCUGAUCAUCAGGGCUGUCCUGAGAAUCUCCUCUAAGAAAGCCCACCGGAAAGCCCUCAACACCUGCACAGCCCACAUCUGUGUGAUGCUGAUGUCCUAUCCUUCCUUCUUCUUCUCCACUCUGACACACCGGUUCGGUCAGGGCAUCGCUCCCCAUGUUCACAUCAUCUUGGCCAACCUCUAUUUCCUCCUCCCCACCAUGCUCAACCCUAUCAUUUAUGGGAUCAAAAACAAAGAGCUUCUUGAGAAAGUGGGGAAAAACACCUGCAGAAUGUGCUCGCCUGGGAACCACUGA